AGUUUAAACAAGUAAAAACUCUUAUCACUGCAGAACAGACAAAACAGAAAGUGAAAGUAAAAGGGAUUUAUCAGAAGUCAUGUGGUUCAUCAGAGCAACCGACAUAAUUUAAGGGAGGAGAAGGUUGCUGUUGAUUCAUUUUGCAGCAGAGCAGCAGCGACAGCAGAAUGGCUCAACACCGUCAUUCUAUUAUACGUCUACGUGAAGAGGAAAGGAUUAAGGCAAAACGUGCUGAAGAGGAAAGGAUUAAGGCAAAACGUGCUGCUGAAAAGGCAGAGUCUCCAACUCUGGAUGAACCGUGGAGGGAACUAGACUGGGGAGAAAAACAGGAGAACCUUAAAUAUGUGCAGGAAUACAAACCAGAACAAGAUGACAUCAGGUACCUCCGGGUCCUCCUUUACGGACCCGUCGGAGCUGGGAAGUCCAGUUUCAUCAACUCUGUCAGUAGCGUCCUCAGAGGUCGGAUGACAAUUCCUGCUUUGGCCAGCGCGACCACGUCUGAUAAAAGCUUCACCAAAAAGUAUGAAACUCAUAAAUUCAAUAAAAGACGAGGAAGUGCAAAGACGCUUUACCCUCUGGUCUUCAACGACAUCAUGGGACUGGAAGAUGGAACCAACAGGGGAGUUCAUGCUGACGACAUCAAACUGGCUUUGGAAGGUCAUGUGAAGGAAGGUCACAAGUUCAACCAAGUUGCUCCAAUAUCUCAGGAUGACCCAGGCUACAACCCGACCCCCUCUGCUGAUGACAGAGUUCAUGUCCUGGUCUGUGUGAUGUCUGCCAACACUUCUCAGAUGAAUUCAUCAGUUCUGGAGAAGAUGAAGAGCGUCAGGGAAACAGCCAGUGACCUGGGAAUUCCUCAAAUGGCCAUGAUGACACGUAUAGAUGAAGCCUGCUGUGAAACUGACAAAGACUUAAAGAAUGUCUACAAGAGCAAGUACCUGAGAAAAAAGAUGAAAGACUUCAGCUCAGCAGUGGGAAUCCCAGUGAACUGCAUCUUUCCUGUGAAGAACUACAGUGAAGAAAUCGACAUGAACGAUGACAUUGAUACUCUGAUCCUGAGCGCUCUGAGGAAAAUGGUCGACUUUGGAGACGACUUCAUUGAGAAGGCGGAGAUGGCUGCAGUGGGGGCUGAGGACAACAACAUGGAGGUCAACUACUCUGCAGGAGAAAAGGAUCACAAAGCAGCAAGUCUGCCAGAAGGGCCCAAACUGGAGACUGCCCUCCAGAUCUACCAACCUGGAAACAGUCACACUGAACACCUCACUCCUAUGGAUACAUCUGAGUCCCCCCAAAAAAAGACAAAGCAAAACAAUGAGUCGGGAAAAGAAACCAAAGGAUCCAGGGCUGAGAAGUUGAUGAAAUGUCCAAAGUGUAAAGCUGGGAUUUCUCCAUCUGUCACGUUCUGUAAGCAGAAAAAUGACCAGUGUGAAUUCAGUAUUGGUCUGCACCAGGACAAUGGAGAUGACCACACUGCCUUGUUCGAGGACAAGUUAACCUUCACAGAACAGCUUGCAGAUAUCAAGAAUAGCAAGCCAUGUCCCAACUGUAAUCACAGUUUUCCUGUAAAGCACAGUGUUGCUAGCAGGACUAAUACGAUGGGUGGAUUCAACAUUGAAUUAUCCAUCAAUAUUUCUAAGGAGGACAAGCUGGAAGGUGAGACUGUUGAAACAUCAUCUGCAAUGAUGGACAACUUGGGGAUGGAGCAAGAUGACGGGGAUGAGAGUUCUUCAGAAACGUCAACAGGAAGUAACACUGAUGACCCCUCUCUAUGGACGACUUUUAAAAAUUGGCUGCCUAAGAUACCAGAUAAACUACCUACUCUAGCGAAACCUGAGCAAUCAAAUCAAACCACAAACAGUGAAAAGCGGUCUUUUUCCAGCCAUUUCAAACCUCCAGCCCCAGUGGUGAAGGUUCACUAUACUCCUACCAGUGAUACGUUUGGUGCUGAUACUGCCAUAAUAAAACAAUUGAAGAACAACUUAAAGUCAUCAGUACAGUUGGAAAAAACAACCAGGAAGAACUGCAACAUCAUCAUUGUCUUCUGUCCAGUUGGCCGCAAUUAUGAAUCAGAAGUAAAGUCUGCCAUGGAAAAGGAAGCAGUCUCAUCAUCUGGUAAACCAUUCAUUUUGGUUCUGAUGCAUCACACCAGAGACCCGGACUAUUCCACUGCAGGAUGUGACGUCUCUGAAGUGCUGAAAAAUGUGUUUUAUGUCCAUGUUUUUUACCAUGAGAAUAAACCUGGAUUACUGGAAUGUUCACAAAAUGCCCGAGCAAUCAAAGUAAUUGAAGACGUACUUCUCUGCCAGACAUAGAGAGCUUCUGCUUUUUAUCAGUUUUGUUUUAAGUGCUUUAAUUUAUCGACACCUUUCAGCAGAGACCACAAUUGCAUAUUUGAUGAUGGAAUAAAAGAGGAAAAUCUAAAUCUAAAAUUACUGAUCUUCUGACUGUAAACAGCAAUUUUUUUUCUUCCAGUUAUUUUCAAUUCUGUGUUUUCUGAAUGCUUAGUUCUGACAGAAUGUAUUAUAUAGCGAACUACAAGUUUGUUCUGAUUCUACGGAGGUUUAAGGCUGAAACUAAUCGGCAAAUAAAAGAAAACAAGAACAGAAGAUAAACAGGAAAUGUUCAUCAACUUCAUGCUGUUAGGCUGCAGUCAGUUUCCUGUUUGCUGGAUGAACUUCCUGUGAUGUAAUCCUACUUCUCUGCUCAAACCCUUUCCUACAGAAGGUUCCAAUGUUUUCCUCAACCUCAAAUUGAGAAACUUUAAAUGUUAUGCAGCUAUGAAAAAUAAACAAAUGAACGUUGUAGAAAUGUAACAUGUAAAUGUUCUACCGGAUUAAGAUGGUGAAUCUUAAUCCGUAUCUUGUAUUAAUUUUCAUUACAGAUGUUGUUACUGGAACAAACCACCAAUAAGUGUCAUGUUUAAUGUUCAUUGGUUUGAUUUCUACAUCUUCACUGUAAGACAAAAAUAUUGCUGAAUAAAACAGAAGAAUUUACUGUUUCA
This is a messenger RNA of Xiphophorus hellerii (green swordtail), 3001 nucleotides long. RefSeq lists its product as uncharacterized. Bases 168 to 2312 code for a protein of 714 amino acids. Gene Ontology annotation, biological process: immune response. The transcript has 21 exons. Lineage: Eukaryota; Metazoa; Chordata; Actinopteri; Cyprinodontiformes; Poeciliidae. The record is from RefSeq and is a predicted model, not a curated record.